AAAUGUUGAAAUUAACAUGAACUAAAAUGAAUAAAUGCUUUAGAAGUAGGCUAAUUUAUUGUAAAGUUUUGCCAGUAAAAUAUAGUGUUGCUCAUACAAUUAACAACAAAUAUUCUUCAUGUAAACUAGUUUGACCUUAUUAUGCUAUACAAAAGAAGGUCAUCAGAUCAUCUGUCCAAUGUAUAAACUAAAACCUCAUUACAAGUAAUGUAAACUAGGUAAUUACAGAACAAUUAAGCUAAUUACAUUGUUUACAAAUAAAAUGAAGCAAUAAUUAACAAGCAUUAAUAAGAUCAUUAUACUCACUAUAAACUCGACUACAAUUUAUGUUCUAGUUUGGAGGGAGUUACUUAUAACAGAUGUGAUGGUGUCAGGUCUAUUUAUUUGAACCCGAUAAGACACUACACAUAUGGCAGAGGACAUCCUGAUCAGCUUACAACCACUUUAUUAUUUAUGAUUUGGUUGGACAAACCCAAGCAGCACCUCUGCAGUCUCAUUUAGCUUUGAACAGGUAGCGAUGUUGCCACAGCCAGAGUCAAGUCAAAUUCAAACUACUGUGAAAGAACAUACAAAGUAACGAUAUGCUCAAGCUGCGGUGAACUACAGUCAUGUUUGCGGCAGCAACUAAGAACUUUGUGAAGCAGGUGGGGGACACUGGACGGCUGAUCCAUGUGCCCAGUCUAAGUGAAGCGGACCGAUAUCAACCCCUCAGCCUGGUGACGAGGAAGAGAAGACGCCAUUUCUGGAAGAAGACCAAAUAUGCCACAACCCCCUUCUCACUGAAAGACAUACUCGUGGGAGAGAAAGAGAUCACAGCAGGAGUGUCCUCAUAUCAGCUCCUGAACUAUGAAGACAAGUCUGAUGUUUCCCUAAAUGGGCGUUUGGGCAACCAUCUGAUCCACGAGGUGGGAGUAAACGUGAGUGGUUCAGACUCUGUGGCAGUAAAGGCCUCCUUUGGAAUUGUGACCAAGCAUGAGGUGGAGGUUCCUACAUUACUGAGGGAGCUCAAUGCAAGGAAAGUGGACUUGGAUCAUUGUUUGAUCCGUCAGUCCAAAGAGAGUGGACGCACGAUCCUGUGCAUUGUCAUGGAGAGUAUCCGCACCACACGACAGUGUUCCCUCACCGUCCACGCUGGAGUCCGUGGAACUACCAUGAGGUUCCAGAUAGAUGAUGGUCGAAAUCCUAAAGGGCGAGAUAAAGCCAUUGUUAUUCCAGCCCACACGACCAUAGCAUUCAGUGUACUCGAGCUUUAUGUGCGUCUUGAUGGACGUCUUGACAUAUGUGUAGCACCAGAGUCAAUGGGAGGAUUUGAGAGGGAACAGAUACGUGACCAGCUCGGGGGAUACAUUGGCCGCUUUUCCUUUGGAAGACUCAGGAGAUUCCUGUCAGGAAUCAUCUAUGGGAAUCCUUUCAGAGCAGAUGACAGGACGUUUGAAGAGCUCACUCACUCUGAUAUGUACAUGGACGAUGUCGUGACGGACUACUACGAGAAGGCUGCCAGCAUGACUGACCUGUCCACGGCGUACCUGCGGGAUGAGAAGCACAUACGUGUAAAUCUACUCAACCAUAACAUACCUAAAGGACCGUGCGCCCUGUGUGGAAUGGGGCAUCAGAAGCGCGAGACUGUCUAUGGCUGCCUGGAAUGCUCUUCAGGGGGGACACAAAUACGUCCGCCUCCACGCUGUACCAUGUUUUGACCUCUGGCACAAAACCUUGAGGUGAGAAAGGGCUUGGAGGAACUCCCAGGGUGAUUUUAAUGCAGCCCUUGUGCAAUAUGACCACAAGAUGUAAAACCAUCAACUUUAAUUUUGGCAAAAACACAUUUUAAGAAAGCAAGAAUGUUCUUUGCUCAGUGACAUUGUAAACCAAUGAUUUCAUCAAAUUCUAAAGAGUUUGACUUCAGUCUGAUAAUUUAUUAGUUUAAUGGUUUAUAUUUUCCUUGUUUUGUCACAAAUUCAGCUGUUUGAAUGAGUAUAUUAUUAUACCCGUUGCAUCUUAGUUGUUAAAUAAUAAUUAGGUCACACUUUGCAUUACACUCCUAAAAAUAAAGGUUCUUUAUAGCCGUCUAUGUUCCAUAUGGAACCUUUAACAUCCAUGGAUAUCAAGGCACAAUCAUAGUUAGCUGUUACAUUUUCUCCAAUGGUAGAGCCACGGACCCUCGUAUCUCCCAAUAAUAAGACCAUCUCUGGAAAACGGUGACGUCAUGCACAUGUGUAUAGAGGGUAUGCACGUGACGUCACCGUCGACCGCUAUGACUGCGGUUACGCCCACUGAGUGGCAAAAGACUGAGUGGCAGCAUUGGUUUUCAGCGUGAAUGCCGGGAAAAACACACAAAACACAUCCAACACAGGGAAAGAGCUUUGCGACUGACUGUACAAAUAGAUUUGACACAAAAUCUGAGGUAUAUUUUUACAGACUGCUGAAAGCUACAGAAAAAAGAAGCAAAUAGGUCACUGCAAUUCACAGAAACAGCUGGACUCCAGGCAAAGAAACAUGUUUUGCAGUUAUCAUUUUGUGUCAAAAUGUUGGAUUUUGGGGUAAAAUCAUACCCUAUAUAUUGUAUUGUUAUAUAUUGUGUUGACAACUCAUCAAUUAAAUAUUUACCAUCUUAUAUUCUGCAUAAUUGGGUGUUUUUAAAUAAACGCUGACACAAAAUAUACAAGUUUUAGGGCUGGAUGAUAUGACGAUAUAUAUAACAUUGAUAUAAGUGAUCACUCAGAUUUAGACCUACCUAUAUUGUAUUUAUAUAAAGCGUUCACAGGCCGAUUUGCUUUAUGUGUUUCCCUGGCGUCGAAAUCAGGCACAUAUAAAUGUCAGGAAACACGAUUCUUGGCUGCAUAUGUCAAUAUCCAUGGAUUAGGUUUCUUUGACAUGUCAUAAGGAACACUUUCGAGCCCAACCUUUAGUGUAAUAAUUUGUUUUACUCGCGUUUUCACAGUUUCCCCUAUUAAAUCCAGUCAUGCAGCAGGUUCUUUUGCCACUCAGUCCAGCUGAGGGAGCGCGUUCCGGCGGGAAAGUGACGUCUAUGCAUACCCUCUAUUGCAUGGUCAGUCUAUAGUGGUGGAACUAUGAUUUCACUUUGUAGGCCAGUCGGCCAAUAGGAUUUUUCCAUAGGCUUUUGGAUAAUAAAAUAAGCUCUGUGAUCGACAAAAGUUUAUGAUACUUACACGUUUUGUCCAUUAAGAUCAUUUUCACAGAUGAACACAACUUUUAUGAAUUUUGAAGCCUAUAUGCAGUUGCCAGAAGUAAAAAGCUAAACGUAGGUUAUAAACGAGCUACACCACAGUCGCACAAUUUCAACGUUGCCACUACUAAGCUUCUGACAACUCUUUCAGUUUUUAUAUAAAAACAUUUUCCCUGAA
Ctenopharyngodon idella (grass carp) is the source of this 3362-nucleotide messenger RNA. RefSeq names its product pejvakin (gene pjvk). Gene Ontology annotation, cellular component: cytoplasm. The record is from RefSeq and is a predicted model, not a curated record. Gene Ontology annotation, biological process: programmed cell death. The transcript has 6 exons. Bases 609 to 1697 code for a protein of 362 amino acids. NCBI's taxonomy places the organism in Eukaryota, Metazoa, Chordata, Actinopteri, Cypriniformes, Xenocyprididae.